CAUGCGGCGGGCGUGUCGGCGGGCGCGCCUACGGUGCGAGGACGGUAAGCCGUGUCGACGAUGCUUGGAGAUGCAUGUGGAAUGCACUGAGGCUGGGGUCAUUCCCGUCUCCGUCCCCACUACUCCGCCCCCACCUGCUCGACCGGCGCGCGGGGGAGAUCGGGCCAAGCUGGCGUGCUCGAGCUGCCGCAGGGACAACAAAAAGUGCGAUGACCAGCGUCCGUGUGCGCGGUGUGUGGCGCGCUCAGAGGAGUGCAUCCACGUGAGUCGGGGCCCGAAGCUCGUCAAACUGAGGUGUGAGGGAUGUAGGGUGGAUAGUAAACGAUGCGAAGAGACGAGGCCGUGUAAAUAUUGUGUCGAGAGUGACAGGCGGUGUGUUACUGCCCCGCGGAGGGGGCGUGGACAUGGGACACGAGUCAAAGUGGCAUGUGUGAGCUGCAGGCGCGACAAGGUUCGCUGCAAUGGAGACAGACCCUGUGGUGCGUGCGUCAAGAAGGGCUGUAAAUGUGUUGACCGCGCAUGUACGGCGUGUACACGAGACGGAAAGGCUACAGAAUGUACCCACCGCAAAGUCCAAGAUGAGGGCUUGUCCGAUCCAGGAGGAGAACCAGGACCCACUUCUGAGGCAGAUACCAGUGAAAAUAAAUCGGUCACUAUGAAGAAUUUCCGAUUCCACCCCACCCAGGAAUAUUUGCCUUCGGGGACGCUCAGCACUGGACGCGGUGCGCAAGGGCCUUUUGCGAUGGCCUCCCCGAUAUAUCCACCUCAUCAGAUGCUAUCUCAGCCAGCCUACUACCUUCCUCCAUCUAUGGCACAUCAGACCUCGCAGCAUCCAUCCUUUAUGCUGCACCCUCAAAUGUGGAGCAACGCGACAGGGCCUCUGUUUUACUUCGACGGCGUUCUCGAUCCCAACAUGACUGCACAACAGAUUACCACAUCAAACACACGGAGCUACCUUCAAGGCAAUCAGUG
Messenger RNA from Cyclocybe aegerita, 972 nucleotides. Lineage: Eukaryota; Fungi; Basidiomycota; Agaricomycetes; Agaricales; Hemipholiotaceae. The record is from the annotation of a GenBank genome assembly.